CCAACUGAGAACAAACAACGAACAGCUACUUGAUCAUCGCAACAGGGGCUCGCCUUUAUGAGUUUGUGUUUCCUGUUUUUCUUUUGGGCGCACGCAGUACCGCGAAGGUCCAUUCAUGCAGUGAGUCCGGACACAAACCAUGAUAUCCCGCAGUCGAAACCACUAAUCCAUCCUCAAACGUUUGGCUUCCCAGACCUCAUCGGGCGGAACUGUUUUCGCACACGCGACCCUACGUGCGUUUGGCGGAUCGUGUUCGCGUCUCCAUCGUCCCCAAGUGCGCACGGUCAGACUGCUCUCCCGCGCUCUGCACAUCACCAAGUCGCACGCUGCUGGCUCUGAUCGCCCUCACUAGAGCUGUGCGCUCACUCCCAACAGGUUGCUGAGCCAAAGAGCCAAAAGAGGGGAAUAGGUUGCAGACCGGUCUAGUCUGGGAGAUUCACAGUUGGGAUCUUAUACUUUUAGUUGAUUUCUCAUCCCUUCCUCUUGUGUGUUUGUGCGUUGAUGCUGAAUACAAAACGGACCACUAUCUAGUCUGUUGUUUUUUUUCACCAUAUCCUCAUUCCGCAUGGAGGUCGUGACCAACAUUGUCGUGGAGUGGAUGACAGAAGAACUAAUGAUGGAUAAAAACACAUCCUAAAUACAAACUAAAAAACACAGGACCGAACGGAUUAGCAACGCAGAGCGCCGCGGAUACACCUUCUAUGUCUCCAAUUUGGGCUUCAGGUCUCCUGCCUGGCGGCGGCAGGUGCAGAGGUAGCAGCACCCAGGAGGGCUGAGGGGGAGACGACGAUGUCCCAGCUGUACUACCGGAGGACCGACAACUCGUCGUACCGCGACCGCAUCCCCCUGCGGAUAGUGCGGUCCGAGUCGGAGCUGUCCCCGCUGGAGAAGGCCUACCUGGGGGCCGUGGAGAAGGGCGACUACGCCAGCGUCAAGCAGGCCCUGGAGGAGGCGGAGAUCUACUUCAAGAUCAACAUCAACUGCAUCGACCCGCUGGGCCGCACGGCGCUGCUGAUCGCCAUCGAGAACGAGAACCUGGAGAUCAUCGAGCUGGUGCUGAGCUUCAACGUGUACGUGGGCGACGCCCUGCUGCACGCCAUCCGCAAGGAGGUGGUGGGCGCCGUGGAGCUGCUGCUCAACCACAAGAAGCCCAGCGGCGGGAUGCAGGUUCCUCCCAUCCUAUUGGACAAGCAGUUCUCUGACUUCACUCCUGACAUCACUCCAAUCAUUCUGGCCGCUCACACCAACAACUACGAGAUCAUCAAGCUGCUGGUGCAGAAGGGCGUGUCCGUGCCCCAGCCUCACGAGGUACGCUGUAACUGCGUGGAGUGCGUGUCGAGCUCCGACGUGGACAGCCUGCGACACUCUCGCUCCCGCCUCAACAUCUACCGGGCUCUGUCCAGCCCGUCGCUGAUCGCCCUGUCCAGUGAGGACCCCUUCCUCACCGCCUUCAGGCUGAGCUGGGAACUGCAGGAGCUCUCCAAGGUGGAGAAUGAGUUCAAGUCUGAGUACGAGGAGCUGUCCCAGCAGUGUAAGCAGUUUGCCAAAGACCUGCUGGACCAGACCAGAAGCUCCAGAGAGCUGGAGAUGGUCCUCAACUACAGAGACAACGUCAACCUGCUGGAAGAGGAGAGCAACAACGAUCUGGCCCGGCUCAAACUUGCCAUCAAGUACCACCAGAAAGAGUUCGUGGCGCAGCCCAACUGCCAGCAGCUGCUGGCGUCGCGGUGGUACGACGAGUUCCCGGGCUGGCGCCGGCGCCACUGGGCGGGAAAGUUCCUCACCUGCGUCUUCAUCGGUCUGCUGUUCCCCGUCUUCGCCAUCUGCUACCUCUUCGCCCCCAAGAGCCGCUACGGCCUCUUCAUCCGCAAGCCCUUCAUCAAGUUCAUCUGCCACACGGCGUCCUACCUGGCCUUCCUCUUCCUGCUGCUGCUGGCCUCGCAGCACGUGGUCAGCACCGAGCCAGACCGCCAGGGCCCGCCGCCCACCCCCGUGGAGUGGAUGAUCCUGCCCUGGGUCCUGGGAUUCAUCUGGACAGAGAUCAAGCAGAUGUGGGACGGCGGCUUCCAGGACUACAUCCAUGACUGGUGGAACCUCAUGGACUUCGUCAUGAACUCCCUCUACCUGGCAACCAUCUCGCUGAAGAUCGUAGCCUACACCAAGUACAGCGGCUGUAAGCCCCGCCACCUGUGGGAGAUGUGGCACCCCACCCUGGUGGCCGAGGCCGUGUUCGCCAUCGCCAACAUCUUCAGCUCGCUGCGACUCAUCUCCCUGUUCACGGCCAACUCCCACCUGGGCCCGCUGCAAAUCUCCCUGGGCCGAAUGCUGCUGGACAUCCUCAAGUUCCUCUUCAUCUACUGCCUGGUCCUGCUGGCGUUUGCAAACGGGCUGAACCAGCUGUACUUCUACUACGAGACCAAGGCGGCCGAGGGGAAGUGUAAGGGCAUCCGCUGCGUGGAGCAGAACAACGCCUUCUCCACGUUAUUUGAGACUCUGCAGUCUCUGUUCUGGUCCAUCUUCGGCCUGAUCAACCUGUACGUCACCAACGUGGACGCCGACCACCAGUUCACCGAGUUCGUGGGCGCCACCAUGUUCGGCACCUACAACAUCAUCUCACUGGUGGUGCUCCUCAACAUGCUCAUCGCCAUGAUGAACAACUCCUACCAGCACAUCGCCGACCAUGCAGACAUCGAGUGGAAGUUCGCCCGGACCAAGCUGUGGAUGAGCUACUUUGAGGAGGGGGGCACCCUGCCCUCCCCCUUCAACAUCAUCCCCAGCCCCAAGUCGGCCUGGUACCUCACCUGCUGGAUCAAGAGACAGGUGUGCAAGAGGACCCGCUCCCAACGCCCCAAGACCUUCGGGACCCUGGGGAGGCGGGCAGCGGAGAACCUGAGGAUCAACCACCAGUACCAGGAGGUUCUGAGGAACCUGGUGAAGCGCUACGUAGCCGCCAUGAUCAGAGAUGCCAAGACAGAGGAAGGCUUGACGGAGGAGAACUUCAAGGAGCUGAAGCAGGACAUCUCCAGCUUCCGCUACGAGGUGAUGGGCAUGAUGAAGUCGGGGAAGUCCGCCCUGCCGGGGGCCAAGGCCGGUGGCAGCCCCGGGGAGUCGGCGCUGGCCUACCCCAACGCCGCCCUGAAGGUGACCUCCCCUUCCGCGGCGGCGGCGGCGGCGGCGGGCGGCAAGGCCAAGAGCAAGCUCAACCUGUUCCGGGUCACGGCGGCCAUCCUGAAGCGGGGCGGCGGGGGGGGGCCCACGCCGGCCCCCCGGCCGCCGGGGGCCUUCAACGGGCUGCCCAACGGCCUCCCGCCCACCGAGGCGCCGGGCCAGAGCUCCGACGCCGCAGACGAGAAGGCGGGCCAGAGGCAGAACUUCCCCCGGGACACGGGCGAGUUCAGCCUGUUCCACCGACGCCUGGCGGGCUCGGCGGGCGCCGCGGCCGGGGUCGCUCUCAACAUGUACUCUUUACCGGAGGAAGCCGGGGAUUCUGGGAAGGCGGAGCAGGAGGCCCGAGGCCCGGCAGCCGGAGGGGCACGGGGGGCGGCCGGGGAGGGGGAGCGCGGACUGCAGGAAGGAGGACGGGGAGUGCGGCGGAGGGACAUCCUGGGCCGGGAUGAAGCUGGACCAGGAGGAGGAGGAGGAGGAGGGGGAGGGGGAGAAGGCGAUAGAGCUGGAGGAGCGGGAGAGCUUCCUGGGCGGGGAGACGGCGGAGGAUGACUACGGACUGCGGGCCGUGCAGACGGGACACUCGGGAGCGGUGGAGGAGGGGCCCUGAGUGUGGGUGGGACGUCAAAUCAACCACACAUCAGAAGACAGACACCCGAAGACGGACAAUCAACGAAGGGAUUACUCGGUCUUUUAGGUAUUCUUUUGUUCUCGCGUUUUGAUUGUCGGCAAAUAAUUGAUAGGUUUUCCAUUCAUAGGGGAACUAUAGAUCAGCUUUGAUCACUCAAGGCUCAGGGAGGCUUUUCAUUUGGAACAGACUCCAGUGGUCUCCAUACCGCUGUCAGAGGUCGGACUAACCUUGAUCAUGCUAGGAUCAUAUGGACGCGGGGAUUGUGUCAUUGGUUUCCAUCAGUGGGGGGGUCAAAAUAUAGUUCCGGAUUUUGCUCUUUUUUACUGGAUGUUCUUUACCUUUUAUCUGUUUUAUCUGCUUACCUUCUCUGGUUUUCUGUCUCUGUCUCUGUCUCUCUCUCUCUCUCUCUCUCUCUCUCUCUCUCUCUCUCUCUCUCUCUCUCUCUCUCUCUCUCUCUCUCUCUCUCUCUCUCUCUCUCUCUCUCUCUCUCUCUCUCUCUCUCUCUCCUUCUCUCCUUCUAUCUAUCCAUUCUAUGUUCCUUUUUCUCUCUCUAGGGAGUGUUCCAAUCCGUCUCCCUUUCUGCCUCUGUCUCUUUCUCUUCAUCUCCAGAACCCCAGCCAAUGUUAACCUCUCGGUGUUCCCCUUUUUGGCAUUGUUUAAAAAAGAUACGCAAUAGAGACAUUGUAUUUUGAGACCUGACCAUGCCUUACUCUUUUUCUGCACUUUACAUAGAAACAUGUAGAAUAUCUCAAAUAUAUAUGAGGGCGGUUUUGACCCUCAACGUAUCGAUUUUCUAUGCAAAACAAACACGAAAUGACUCAUCCAACGCAUGAAGUUAUAAAUACUCAACAGGAACUAAUUAACCCGGAUAAAACAGACUUGUUUAACUGCUGUGGGAAGGGUUUAAUAUAGAAACUAUGAUACCAUAUUCAUAUGUUCUACGAUAGGAUUAGCUCAACACUUGUUGGAUUGCUUGGAUGAUCUCGUUGGCGGAGGAAUCUGAUUCAAUGCUUUGGUUCUUACAUAAGUUUUGAGGGCCGAUGUCAACGUAGUGACAGAAGUGCAUCGAAAAUAAACCCAAGAAUAAAUGUCAAAGAAACUGGACUUUAAA
Molecule: messenger RNA, 4907 nt
Organism: Gadus morhua (Atlantic cod)
Lineage: Eukaryota; Metazoa; Chordata; Actinopteri; Gadiformes; Gadidae
Gene: trpc4a
Product: transient receptor potential cation channel, subfamily C, member 4a
Biological process (GO): regulation of cytosolic calcium ion concentration; calcium ion transmembrane transport
Cellular component (GO): plasma membrane; cation channel complex
Molecular function (GO): store-operated calcium channel activity; protein binding; inositol 1,4,5 trisphosphate binding
Source: RefSeq, a predicted model, not a curated record